UCUGCAAUGUUUUUAAUUAAUAUCCUGGUUACAAUCGAUCAUAGACUAAUUAUUAUUGUUAUAUAGGUAUAAUUAUAAUUAUAUCUACAAUAAAAGUGAAUCAGAAAAGAGUCAACAUCCAUACUGUACUGUCACAGCAAAUAUGCUGCCUAGAAGUAUUCUCAGCUGGUUAGUACUGCUACUGAUCCUAGCUACUGUUACCAGGAGUGAGCACUAUCACAUUGUGCCGGUGGAUUCAACUGAUUUGUGUAAUGGAUAUAAAAAUGGAACUUGUUUCACUCUCGAGCAGCUUGUUCAAACGGACCUGUUAUCUGGUGGAGAAGAUCUCACCUUGAGCUUUCUACCUGGAGAUCAUGUGCUAACUGAGCAGUUAUUGAUUAGUAACUUCUCAUACGUGCAAAUCACCAGCGAGAAUACAAAUACAACUGUAGUUGGAUUCCAUAGCAAUGGUACGAUACGUUUCGUUAGUAGAAUUACUGAAUUAAAUAUCGAACACUUGAGUUUUGUUAGAGCGAAUGUUGGACCUCAAAACUUUGAUCAAAGUUUUAUUAUCAUUGACAGUGCCCACGAUGUCUAUAUCAAAGACUGCUACUUUAUAAACUUUGAAUUACUCAAUCAGGCGGAAACUCACAUAGUUAAGAUUGCUAAUACUCAAACUGCAACAAUUGAGAGCACUCUCUUUAUGAACAACACUGGUCGGGCACUGCACGUUGAAGCUGAUGAUGUGUACAUAACAAAUAGUGUGUUCACUAGAAAUGAUGGAGGUGCAAUUGACAUUCAAUCAAACAAUGCACUGAUCAACAACACCGAGUUCAGCUACAAUAGUGCUUGGAGCGGAGGAGCAGCAGUACAAGUGGUAUCUGGUACUGUAGUAAUCACUUGGUGUAAUUUCACAAAUAACGAAGCUUCUAACUAUGGUGGAGCGAUUAGUGUUUACUCAGGUAGUGUGUUCAUCUUCGACAAUGAGCUGACAAACAACAGAGCUAGACAUAGAGGAGUGAUUAAAUUUUAUGUUGACUCAGGCAAAAUGUCCAUCUUUAACAGUAGUACGCUUGACGACAACAGUGUUGACCAUGGAGUGAUUUACGGUUUUCAGCCUUCCUUGAUCUUAAAAGACGCUAUAAAUAUUUCUUUUCAACCCUGCACAUGCCCUCUUGGACUCAAACCAAUUAAGUCUGAUAUUGAGUGCAAGUGUGACUGUGAUCCAGUCCUGCAACAAUAUCAGAUAACAAAUUGUUCUGAGAAAAAUGGGACCAUAAAACUGGAAAGUAACAUAUGGAUAAGAGUCGCAAAUACCACCAAUAGAACAGGUUAUGUUGUUAGCAACUGUACAUUUGACUAUUGUGUAGAAAAACCAGUCAAUAUCAGUUUAAGCAACCCUGACGAACAGUGUGGCAACAAUCGAAGUGGUGUCUUGUGUGGAGAAUGUGAACCAGGACUCAGUCUUGUGUUGGCUACAUCAAAAUGUAGAGAAUGCUCUAAUCUUUACCUUCUUCUACUAAUACCGUUUGCGUUGGCAGGUAUAUUGCUAGUUGCUUUAGUUCUCGUGCUCAACAUCACUAUAGCAACUGGAAAUAUUCAUGGCCUCAUAUUUUACGCCAACAUGGUAGCUGCUAAUAGAACAAUUUUCUUUCCUAAUUUAGAUAACUUUUUAACCGUUUUCGUAUCAUGGGUUAAUCUUGACCUGGGAAUUGAGACAUGUUUUUACGAUGGAAUGAACUCACAAGCAAAAGUACUCCUUCAACUUGUUUUUCUCGCUUACUUGUUUCUUCUAAUGUUUCUUAUUAUCAUUUUGAACAAGUACUAUGACUCAUUUUCAAAGCUCCUCUCCAACAGGAACCUAUUUGCUGCCCUAGGCACAUUAGCCAUACUCUCUUAUUCCAAGCUCUUACGGUUUAUCGUUGCUGCACUGCAAUACAGGGUUUUAAAUUAUCCUGAUGAUACGAAUGAUAUAGUUUGGCUGUACGAUGGCAACGUACAAUACUUCACUCCCGAUCACAUCCCUCAAUUUGUUGUUGCUGCCAUUAUCCUCAUUGCCGGUGGAUUGUUUACUAUACUACUCUUUUUUGGACAAUGGUUUUCGCACUGUUCAAUGGUUAUGAAAUGGACUAAAAACACAAAGUACAUUGGUUUCAUGGAUGCAUACCAUGCUCCAUUCACUCCCAAGCAUCGCUACUGGGUGGGACUGCUCCUCUUUGCUCUGAUUAUCCACAAUCUAGUAACUGCUAUGGCUCCAGACAUAUUUCUUCCUGUGCUAUCCUCUGGGAUUCUAUCUCUUGGACUGAUUGGAUGGAAACUGUUGAAUAAUCGUUUGUAUAAAAAUACAUUCUGUGGUUCCCUCGAAACUCUGUAUCUACUCAAUAUUGCUACUCUAGCAUUUGGCACCUUCUAUGCCAAAGAUAUUAAAAAAGAUCAGUCAGCACUAGCCAAUACUUCAAUGGCUAUAUCAUUCACUUUAUUUGUGACAACCCUCUGCUACCAUUUUUACCAAUUCAUACUCAAGAAGAGCAAUACAUGGCUGAGAAUAGAGGACACCAUAAGGAACUUAAGAGCUGGUGCUGCAGACAUGAGACUACGACGAGCUAAUGGCAGGGAUUUAUAUCUGCAGGUAGCCAAUGAAGAAGAAGACAAUAAUUUUCUUGAAGCAGUAGACGACUAUGAACAAAGAGACCCAGUGGACCAACUUUACACUGAUGGAGCCGCCAUGGACCAACCUUACACUGAUGAAACCGUGGAAGAAACUGACCCUGAUCGGUACAUCACUCCUACCAUCAUCAGACCAGCCAUGAGGCCGGACAAGCUGAGACUAUCCUACAUGGAUGAUUUAGCUCCCCUCACUACAGAGGACUACAGAAGACGAGCCACCCCUUCUCCAACAGUCAAUCAUCGUCCUGUUGUUACACACACAGAAAUCGGCCCCAUACGCGAUGAAGUGUGAGCUGACUUAUUUAGCCUUAUACAUUAUGUAUAGGCAUACUGAUAGCAUAAUUCAUAACUGUUGUUAGGCAAUUUUUGUGUUAUGUUUAUAGUUUAUAAAGAAACUGUUUUGUAGAGGCAAAAAAAGUAUAUUAAGAAUAUUUGAUUCCCAUGCAUUGGCUAACAAUUAAGACAAUUAUGUACAAGCUUAUACUAACCAUAGCUCAGUAUUAGAUUAUGCUUUUUUUCACCCAUUAUUCUAUUCUUUAAUUCUUGAAAAAUAAA
Messenger RNA from Halichondria panicea, 3201 nucleotides. RefSeq lists its product as uncharacterized. The coding region runs from base 143 to 2938 and encodes 931 amino acids. Lineage: Eukaryota; Metazoa; Porifera; Demospongiae; Suberitida; Halichondriidae. The transcript is spliced from 2 exons. The record is from RefSeq and is a predicted model, not a curated record.